This is a messenger RNA of Nomascus leucogenys (northern white-cheeked gibbon), 2075 nucleotides long. It is a transcript of the gene IQCM, whose product is annotated as IQ motif containing M. Lineage: Eukaryota; Metazoa; Chordata; Mammalia; Primates; Hylobatidae. The record is from RefSeq and is a predicted model, not a curated record. Gene Ontology annotation, molecular function: protein binding.
AAAGAAGACAGGCAUAUGUGAGAAGAAGCAAUCAGAAGAUUGGCAGGAUUUAGGAAUCUAUUUGAAAUAUUCAUUACCUAUUUUGAAUUGGUCUUAAAAAUUUAAAGGAAUGUGAAGCUGGAUAAUUAAAGAUUAAAAAAAGAAAGAAUACAAGGUUUCUAUGCUAUGAAGCAACUGAGAUUAUUAUGACUUUGGGGCAGUGAAUUUGUUUCUAGAAGUUUUGUUGGAACUAAGGCAAAAAGGAAGAAAAACAAAUGACUUUGGAAUGAAAAACUUUAAGGACUUGGAGCUCACACUUUAAAAAAGAAGAUCAUUCUAACUGCCCCUCAUGACUACUGAAGAGGCUAUGCCUGAAAAAGCAAAAUGUCCUACAUUAGAGAUCAUCAAGCAAGACUUUUAUCAAGAAGCAAAAACUCUCAUUGCCCAACAUUAUGAGAAAAUAAAUGAUAAUAAAGUUCAAGGUACUUCUAUAAAUGUUUUUAGAAAGAAACACCAAAAACCGAAAUCUGGCAAAUAUAUACCUUUGGAGAUUGACAAAAAGGAAACACGUGAUGUGGUGCAAGAACAUCGGGCAGCACUCAGAAGGAUUUGCUUUCCCAAGGAGCUUUCCAAAAGUGAACAUCUUCAGGAACCCCCACAACGAAUCUCCUUCAAGGAACCACACAUUUUUAGUAGAAGAGAAAGAUGCAGGCCCAUAGAUCUAAUUACAAAAGGACAAGUUAAAUUGGAUAAAAUCAUGACUAUUAUUGAACCAAUGAGUAAAAAAAUGGAGACAGCAAAGCAACAGCACUUUGAGGAGUCCAGAAACAGAAUGUUGGAAUUAUUCUAUCCCUUUCCUGUCCAUCUUUACUUACAACCUGGGACCUCUACCUUGGAACUUCUGAAAGAACCUGACAAAGCAUUCUAUGACUGGAGAGGAUUUGUGCCGACAAGGUCUUUCCGUUUAGCUUGUGACUCUGGUCGAGUUAGUUUCUCUCAAUCAUCAUCAAUAUUUCGGGAUUCUUAUUCUAAAACCUUUAAAACCUUUAUUAAAAGGGAGCGACAACCUAUCAAGCCAGAACCAAAAUCACAGCCCAGGAUAAAAGGUACUCCAAAUAAAACUGAUAAACUUGACAGUAAAGUUAAAAGAAUUGGACCACACAUAGAAAUCUUCCAAGUGUUCCGAGAAAGAAAAAAAUUCGUGAUUACCCCAAAAUUGAUUAGAAUGGUCACCAUCAUGCAGGCACAUGUCAGGGGAUGGCUUGAACGGAAAAGAUUGCAAAGAGUAAUGACCAAGGCUUUGGAUCAUGGACCAGAUAUGAAAGCAGUUAUUAACACGUAUGGCAGACUAAUCCACCGUGUUAGAUAUCGACAUGGUCUUUGGAGGACAAGACAAAUUGUCAACUUAGCAGAGCUAGAGGAAUGGAUGGACCGAAAAAAAUUCUAUGAAAUAAUGUUUGCUAAGAGGGAAGAUUGGUCAAAAAUUGAAAGAAGUGAGCUCCCCAGUUUCUUCAGUGACUGUGGUCAUUUCCCAUCUCAGAAACAAAUUGAUGAUACUUGGGACCUGGUCCAUCAAGAUGGCAAAGAAAAAUAUUCUGAACUAAUCAAAAAGUCCAAAGCAAUUGAAAUGUUAUUUACACUCUAUCCUCCUGAAGGUGCACACGUGCCUGACAGUACACUACUCAAGUCAACUUGGUUGAGACCCAUAGUAAAUGGGGAAGAAGGUUAUAGAUAUAUAGUAAAUGGACAUCCAGCACUCAAACGAGCUAACAUCCAGGUUGUUGGAAAGUUGGUGGCCAGAUCCAUAAAAGAAAGGAAAAUGAGACAACAUUAUAAGUCAUGUAAAGUUGAAUGAUGUUUCCAACAUAUUAUUACCUGUAAUAGUUAAACUUCUCUACCCAAAGAGACAAAUUAACACUGCAGGUGGAUCAAUUCUGUAUGAGUAGGAAGAAAGGAUAAAAAUCUUUGAAUACACAAAGAACUUUGACAAGUUUAUCUAUAAUUUCUAGUAUUUUUGGACAAACACCAUUCAUUUGAUCUCCUUCAUAAAAAAAUCUGUUUUAUCAUAAUGAAGUGAACCUGCAUAGUGUCAAGUA